UUUCUGCUCUCCUCCAUGGCCUACGACCGCUAUGUAGCUAUCUGCAACCCUCUGCACUAUCCAGUUAUUAUGUCCCCGAGACUGUGCUGGGCCCUGCUCACUGGGUCCUAUAUGAUUGGAUUUAUGGACUCCUCUAUCAAUGUGCUUUGCCUUCACAGACUAAACUUGUGCAAUUCUAAUGUCGUCCAUCACUUUUUCUGUGACACUCCAGCAGUUUUAGCCCUGUCCUGCAGUGACACCCAUGGCUUUGAGGUCAUGUUGUUCAUUGUUGCUGGAUCCACCCUAAUGCUGUCUCUUAGCACAAUAUCUGGAUCUUAUGUGUCCAUGCUCUCCACUAUCCUGAAGAUUCACUCCACUGCAGGAAAGCAAAAAGCGUUCUCCACCUGUGCCUCCCACCUGCUGGGUGUCUCCAUAUUUUACUGCACUAUGAUCUUUACUUACCUCAAGCCGAAGCAGUCCUACUCCCUGGGCAAGGAUCAGGUGGCCUCUGUGUUUUACACCAUUGUGAUCCCCAUGCUGAAUCCCCUCAUCUACAGCCUCAGGAACAGAGAGGUGAAGAGCGCUGUCAUUAAAGUCCUUCAGAGGAGAGAAAACUUCAGCCAAUUAAAAUGA
Molecule: messenger RNA, 612 nt
Organism: Octodon degus (degu)
Lineage: Eukaryota; Metazoa; Chordata; Mammalia; Rodentia; Octodontidae
Product: olfactory receptor 8H3-like
Exons: 1
Biological process (GO): G protein-coupled receptor signaling pathway; sensory perception of smell
Cellular component (GO): membrane
Molecular function (GO): olfactory receptor activity; odorant binding
Source: RefSeq, a predicted model, not a curated record